Molecule: messenger RNA, 894 nt
Organism: Setaria italica (foxtail millet)
Lineage: Eukaryota; Viridiplantae; Streptophyta; Magnoliopsida; Poales; Poaceae
Product: putative F-box/FBD/LRR-repeat protein At5g44950
Exons: 3
Coding region: 1-894 (297 amino acids)
Molecular function (GO): protein binding
Source: RefSeq, a predicted model, not a curated record
AUGUCGCCGCGUGACGAUGCCGCCGCCAAGCGCGACCGCCUGAGCGCGCUGCCCGACGACCUCCUCCACCGCAUCCUGCGGCCCCUGGAAGCGCGCCAGGCGGCGCGACACCUCAGCCUCCUGUCGCGCCGGUGGCGGCGCGUGUGGGCGUCGUCGCCCUUCGUCACCCUGAAGGACAAGGACAGCGCCGGCUCGGAGAGCCGCGGGCUCCGCGUGCUCGAGCUCGCGCUCCGAGGCGCCAACGCGAUCGGGCUGCCGGACCGCGUCUUCACCUGCGCGACGCUAGAGGAGAUCAGCCUGUCAUCCAGGGCCAGGGAUUUUAUCGCGCCCAAGUCCGCGGUUUGUCUCCCGCGCCUAAAGAAGCUGCACCUUGAGAACGUGCAGAUCGAUCCGUCCGCAGUGGAGAAGCUCAACUCUGGAUGGCCGUCGCUCGAGGACUUGAAUCUGUAUCAGUGCUGGCUUGGUUCGUUCAAGAUUUCGUCUGAAAGUUUGAAGACUCUGUCGAUUACCGCCUGCGUGUACGAUGAGAUCCAUGUUUCUGCUCCUAACGCCGGUUCCCUGAAGAUAACAGUUUCGAGAAGAGUCUAUCUGUCUGCCAUGCCAUCUCUGGUGAGUGCCUGGGUGCACUGUGUUGGUGCAGCUGAUCACCUUGCUCCAUGUGCUUAUGAUCUCAUCGCGGCGCUUUGCAAUGCUCAGCGCCUUGAGCUAUUCAGAUUUGACGUACUCCUCCAGGAUAUUGUGCAUAAGCCAGCCACUGAAGGCCUGUCGUUAAGCAAUUUGAAGAGCCUCUACGUUGGAGAAUGGCUGGUCACCGACUUCUACAACGCCCUUGCUUUUUUCAUCCAGAGGGUGCUCCUAAUCUGGCUGCUCUUUCCUUGGAUCAAUGGACGGUAA